Messenger RNA from Neofelis nebulosa (Clouded leopard), 1789 nucleotides. RefSeq names its product secretory carrier membrane protein 4 (gene SCAMP4). The record is from RefSeq and is a predicted model, not a curated record. Gene Ontology annotation, cellular component: trans-Golgi network membrane; recycling endosome membrane. Gene Ontology annotation, biological process: protein transport. Bases 298 to 990 code for a protein of 230 amino acids. Lineage: Eukaryota; Metazoa; Chordata; Mammalia; Carnivora; Felidae. The transcript is spliced from 7 exons.
GACGUUCACGUCUCCCAGCCCGGAGCCAGACCCUGUGCUGUCUGCACCGGUGUGUGGGGACGCAUCUGUGCCCAACUGAGCUCUUCCCUGGGCUUGAGCUUAGCGGGGGUCCGGCCCGGGCCGGGGAGCUGGGCACUCGGACUUCCUUCCUCCAGCUGCCCUUUGCCCCCAGCCCGAGGGUCCACUGGGACGGUGUCCCCUGUGUGUCAGGUGUCACAGAGCGGGUCUACAUGUGAAAAUAAACACCCCCAAACCAGGUGGCUGUAGGCUUCGGCCCCGCCAGUUGUCACAGCGGAAAUGUCUGAAAAGGAGAAUAAUUUCCCGCCGCUGCCCAAGUUCAUCCCCCUGAAGCCCUGCUUCUACCAGAACUUCUCCGACGAGAUACCCAUCGAGCACCAGCUCCUGGUGAAGAAGAUCUACCAGCUCUGGCUGUUCUACUGUGCCACCUUGGGGGUCAACCUCAUCGCCUGCCUGGCCUGGUGGAUCGGUGGUGGCUCGGGAGCCAACUUCGGCCUGGCCCUGGUCUGGCUACUGCUCUUCUCCCCCUGCGGCUACGUGUGCUGGUUCCGGCCUGCGUACAAGGCCUUUCGGGCCGACAGCUCCUUCAACUUCAUGGCGUUCUUCUUCAUCUUCGGAGCCCAGUUCGUCCUGACCGUUAUCCAGGCGAUCGGCCUCUCAGGAUGGGGCGCGUGUGGUUGGCUGGCGGCAGUCGGGUUCUUCCAGACCAACGUUGGGGCCGCCGUGGUCAUGCUGCUUCCGGCCAUCAUGUUCUCCAUGUCAGCUGCCAUGAUGGCCAUCGCAAUCAUAAAGGUGCACAGGAUCUACCGGGGGGCCGGUGGAAGUUUCCAGAAGGCACAGACAGAGUGGAAUGCGGGCACCUGGCGGAACCCGCCGUCUCGGGAGGCUCAGUACAACAACUUCUCGGGGAAUAGUCUGCCCGAGUACCCCACCGUGCCCAGCUACCCGGCUGCUGGCAGCCAGUGGCCUUAGAGGGGCCGACCAGCCCUGCUGCCCGCCCCCGCCGCCCACCUCCCCUGCCCCCGGCCAGAGCGUGGGGCCCACUCGUGUUCAUCUCACCUUCAGGCGUGGAGGUCCAGCCUCUGCUGCCCAGCAGGAGGACGCCUCCCUGGCUGCGAGUCCUGUCUGGUUACCGAAACGCCCACGCCCCCUCCUGUCGAGGUCUCAGAGGGCCGACCACAGGCCUCCCCACGGACAAGGCAGUAGCAGGCCGCCCACCCGCCCUUCCUGCAGAGCUGACGGCCCCGUGUCCGCCCGCUCGCCCUCUGCCUUCUCACCUCGUUCCUGACGGGCUUGGCAUGUGGCCGAGUCGCCCAUGUCCUCGUCCUUCUAAGUCUCUGUUCACCUGUAGCCAGAGGGCUCUUGUGGACCAGCCUCCGGGGUCGUCCAGAGGCUCGUUAGCUGGGCUUCCCUGUCCGCCUGCCCCACGCGCUCCGUGCUGGGGCCAUUGGCCAGCCUGGCUCCAGCCUUCCUGCCCGCAGUGGCUCUCCUCCUGGGGACUUGCAGUAGAUCUCUGUCGAGAUCCGAAACCGGGGGCAGAAUCCUUCUGGGGGAGGAUGGGGGGCCGCUGGCCCCUCCCCUCCGUGUACAAGCCGAGGAAAGCAACGGCACCUGGCAGAGGGCGGGUGGCCCGCACGCACGCUCACCGCCUGCCCCCGGCUGCUCGGAGCCUGUGGCCUCACAGCCCUGUGCUCGAGCUGCAGGAAGCGGGGGAUGGAGUUUCUCAGGAGAAGGGCUUUUCGGAAGGAAGGAAGACAGGACAGACCUGUGC